Molecule: messenger RNA, 1377 nt
Organism: Hyaloperonospora brassicae
Lineage: Eukaryota; Oomycota; Peronosporomycetes; Peronosporales; Peronosporaceae
Source: the annotation of a GenBank genome assembly
AUGGCGGACAAGGCCGACAUCAAGACUCCGCCUUUGGACGCCGACGCCAAGGAGAAGCCUUCCUUUGUCUUUCUAAGGCUCAAGCGCAAGCGCACCGACGAACGGAUGGAUCAUUUAGUGGUGUACAGCGAACCGGACGCGAAACGAGUCAAAUGUGGGUCUACAGACCUUUUGCAGGCGUUCACCAAUCUGUCGACGACCGACCAACGCUUUGUCUUCAAGCACAUUGACACGAUGGAUGAUCCAAUCACUUCAGGACGUGGCAAGUGGACAGAGCGACUGAAACGCAAGGCGAGAUCUCUCAAAGACGAACACGCCGCGAUGAUGGCCAAGAAGGCCGUCGCGUCGGCGUUCCAAACCGAUCUGACAGCUUCAAAGCCGACAAUACAACUCGUCAAGCAGCAGCAAAGUCGAUCUAAAGCGCUACGCAAUGAAGAGAGGCUCAAAGCAAGAGGAUUGCGCCCAAGGGUGAGGAUUACGGAGAAACAGACGAUAGAAGUACAUGGCAUUCGACUGGUGGAUCUACAGUUAUCAGCUACUUCGGGCGUAGAAACGAAUGAGCAAGUAGACGCAGAAGUGGAGAAAAGCGAGACGGAUGUCGUGACAGUGAACGGCACGCGGAUGAAAGCCAUGCGGGUGUUGAACCCAUACGAGCGCGAGCUGGACGAAGCGAUUUGGGCGGCUUUCCGCUCGAAUGAAUUUGCCUCGUUUUUCCAAAUUUACCACGCCCAACGAUCAGAUUUCGGUGCAUCCCCGACGGCGUUUCAACGGCCAGCAGAUGGAACCACGGUGCUGAUGGCAGCGGCACUGCAUGGACGUAGUGAUGUGAUCGAAGUGCUGCUGCGCUCUGAUUCUACCUGCGUUUUGCAAGAAGCCUGGACAGGUGCUACUGCGACCGCGUUUGCAAAGCAUGGCGGUCAUCGUAACGUGGAGACAGCGCUGCUUGCGUGUGAAGACGUGGAGCGCGAAAAAGACUACGUGUACGACGUAUACUGCGUUGACACCUCUGCGAGCAAAGAACUCAGCAUUGCGAGUGGCGCAGCGACUCCCUCAGAAAAUGGCUUUGAACGAGCCAGUGUGCAUGGCGUACCAAUUGUCAGCGUAAGUUCGGAGGUGCAACAAUGGCUCAUGGAAGAUGUGCCGAGUGAUGAGGUAGUAGAGGAGUACAUGCUGGAAUCCGACAUUGACAGCAAUGAAGAAGACGACGGAUUGAGCGAGGAUUCGAAUGACGAGGACAAUGCAGCUAAUGACUAUCCAGACGAAGAGUCGUCAGACGAGUCUCUGGUCGACAGUGACGACCUGAACGAGAUUGGAGCGCGGCGCCAUCGGCGAGAAUCUGAAGACGACCACACGGAGCGAGACGAGUUUGACUACUAA